Messenger RNA from Gaeumannomyces tritici R3-111a-1, 2366 nucleotides. Its product is annotated as nonselective cation channel. The record is from RefSeq and is a predicted model, not a curated record. Bases 101 to 2167 code for a protein of 688 amino acids. The transcript has 4 exons. NCBI's taxonomy places the organism in Eukaryota, Fungi, Ascomycota, Sordariomycetes, Magnaporthales, Magnaporthaceae.
GUGGCCUCCCUGUGCCAGGUGGCCUCACGUGCGCGCCGUUUCCCCUUUAAACACCAGCCGCUUCAGCUUUUCCCUUCCCGACGCGUGUCUUGAUGGAGCCAUGACCCUGCGCCGACGACGCAAACACAGCUGGCAGGACCAUAGCAGUAGCAAACACGAUCGUAAUUGCUGGCGGCGAAUGGAGGGAGGUUCUUCCUCCAAGGACAUGGAGGGCGCGCACGCCGCUCUGCGCGUAUCACACGACGACGAUGGUGACGACACGGUGAGGGCCGAGUUCGGCUAUGCCGGCUCCGAAACCGAGGCUUGUCUCGACCGCGAGAACAUUGGUCGGCGUCGGGCCAUGGCUAAGCCUACGCCCUCGCUGCCCGUUUACAUGACCAUCCACCGGGUGCGUCGACUGGUGACUGCGGCCGUUGACGACGCAUACUCGCUGGAUCAGCUUAAGGACCCGAGGCUGAACAAGCUCGUUGUCCGUCCUCUCGUCGACCGGCUGUACGACGCCGACGACAUUUCGAUCGUGUACUGCAUUCUCGCCAACCGUGUCCAGUUCCUCCGCGAGCAGGACAACACCGUCCACCAAACUGUCAGCAUCGCCCGCGCCACGCUCUGUGAGCUGCUCGCGUCGCAGAUCCUCCGGCGCCUGCACGAGGAGCAUGCCGACGAUGGCGACGGCCUGCUGCUAAUCUCCCAUGUGCUGGUGGAAGGCUUCGACCCGCUGCAGGGCGCGCCAGAUGGUAUCCGCCAGGAUGAGGCCAGCCGGCGGCGGCGGCAAACACUGUGGCAGCCGCGCGAGCGACGCGGCCAUGAGCGCAAGCUGACAGCGCUCGAGUUGGCCAUCAUCUCGGAAAGCAAGGCGCUCAUCGCUUCGGCCGCGUGCCAGCGGGUCGUGUCGGCAGUGUCCGAAGGGCGUGUCAUUUACACACCGCUGACCCUCAUGGACAUCCUACCCGACCACUACCGCCACCAUCCCAUCACACUUUACGACCCGCGCCGGGCGCCGAUUCUAAACCACUACAGGCUGAUCGUGCCGCAGUGGCGCAACGCCAUAGAGUUCUUCCAGUUCCUAACGCUGUUGGUGCUUUACAUAGUCACCAUGGUGUACCGCAACGACGAGGGCAAUAUGAUCUUCGAGCUUCUCUUCUCCACCUACACCGCCGGCUGGGUGCUUUCGGAGCUUGCAGCCGUGGUCGAGCACGGCUGGGAGGUGCACUCGCAGUCUCUCUGGUCUUUUCUCGACUUGACCUUCAUCUUCAUCUACGGCGCCUACGUCCUGGCGCGGCUUUUCGACAUCGCAUGGGGCAAUUUCCCGCUCGGUCAAGGGCUGCACAUCCUGUGCUUGGCGGCGCCUGUGUUGUUGACACGCCUGGCCUUCACGCUGCUCCUGGACAACAUCGUCUUCAUAUUGGUGCACGCUGUCAUGCGCGACUUUAUGUCUUUGGUGCUGUUGGCGUGCUGGUGUUUUGUCGGGUUCCUGCUGGCACUGCAGUGGCUGAUGGUCAGUGAUGACAACAGCAACACGCCCGCUCUUGUGCCGGGCUGGGCCACCAUUGCCAAGUGGAUGCUCUGGAUCUGGUUCGGACUCGACGGCACGGGCAUGGACGAGGCGGCCCACUUCCAUCUCGUCUUCGGGCCCUUCCUCAUGGUCGCCUUCGCCUUCCUGGGGAACACACUCUUCAUCACCAUCAUGGUUGCAAUGUUGACAAACACUCUCUCGCGGGUCAUCGCCGAUUCGGCGAGCGAGGUGUCAUUCCGCCGCACGGUCCUCACCUUCGAGGGAGUCAAAAGCGACGCCAUCUUCUCGUACCCGCCGCCGGCCAACGUGCUCGCGCUAGUGGUGCUCCUUCCGCUCAAGCUAGUCGUGUCGCCGGCGGCGUUCCACUCGACCAACGUGGCGCUGGUGCGGGCACUCAAUGCGCCGGUGCUUCUGCUCAUUAGCCUUUGGGAGCGGCGCCGGUUUGCACACGGGGCGACAGGCGGUGCGGGCAAGAAGAACCCGUUCCUCAACUGGCGCUUCACGGGCUUCUCGCCGUACGACAACGUCCAGGCCGUCUUUAGGACGGCGUUGCCCCCUGAGAUAGGCGACGAGAUCGAACAGCUGGAUCCGAUGGCGGCGAGCGAGCCUGAGAGAGUUCAGACUGCUUUUGUGCCCACGAGGGGUGAGCCUUGAUGGGGAGUGUUGCUGGCCGAGUUUGGGGUUCGUCUGCAUUGCAUGUUCCUUUGUCGCUGGGGUAGAAUAAUAGAAUGCAUAUAGAUGGAGGGUGAUUGUACACUUUUUAAUACAUGCUAGCAUAUUGGCUUCGGUGAAAUUUGCAGUGGCCUGACCGUCGCUGUGGGUGCGGGAAGCGAGGGCAGGGAUUACCAGCACA